Penicillium angulare is the source of this 1182-nucleotide messenger RNA. RefSeq names its product CAZyme family GT25. The coding region runs from base 1 to 1182 and encodes 393 amino acids. NCBI's taxonomy places the organism in Eukaryota, Fungi, Ascomycota, Eurotiomycetes, Eurotiales, Aspergillaceae. The record is from RefSeq and is a predicted model, not a curated record. The transcript has 4 exons.
AUGAUCAAACCCUCCCUCCGAGCACAAUCUGUGCAAUUCUCGUUAUGCAUUACUGGAGGGGCUUUUUUGAUUUGGACCUUAUGGUCCAUCUAUAAUACCACACAAAAUUCUCAUGGUGCUCAACGAGUUCAAAAUAGCUAUAAUGCCGUGAGAAAUGACACCUUGGGGUUUGAGAAAGUUUUUGCCAUAAAUCUUCCCAGUCGGCCCGACAAGAAAGAUAACAUAAUCCUGGGUUCCUCCGUCAGCGGAUUUCAUGUUGAUUGGAUUGAGGGAGUUGCCCCAGAGGAUAUCAGCACCAAGUCUUUACCCUAUAACUGGAACCAUGCUCAUCUGCUUACUGAAUACGCUCGCCGACGGGCACAUUUGAACGUAAUUCAACGCGUAAUCGAAAACAGAUUGAGUAGCGCAAUAAUCAUGGAGGAUGAUACGGACUGGGACAUAUUGAUUAAGACUCAGCUUCAAAACUUUGCAGUUGCACUUGGAGGUCUCCAGGGCAGCCCCGAUACUGAAACCGCUUCCCCAUACGGUGACGACUGGGAUAUUCUCUGGUUAGGCCAUUGCGGAGUACAAUGUAAAACCCAGGAACCGUCACACCUUACUCCGAAUGACCCUACGGUUCCAGCUUCCCGUCACUUUCUUCCAUACUUGCGUGAAAGUCCCCCAAUUGAGCGACCUGAGCAUGCUCGCCUAACGUGCACUGCCCGUGAUAUUGCUUGUGGUAGCUUUUAUGCUGUAAGCUAUCGAGGAGCUCAAAAAAUACUUGCCGCGUUGUCAGUAAGCCCGCUGGGAUUGGCAGAGGAGAUUGAUAUUGGUGGUCAAAUUGAUUUAUCACUCGGUCGCUUAUGUGGCCACGGAUACUUGCAAUGCUAUGCAACAUAUCCUGCAAUUACUGGUAAAUAUCGAGCAGCUGGUGUCGCUGGAAAGGCUUCGGAUGUGCACAACGGGACGAGAAAAGCAAGUGGAUUUGCAACCUGGGGCGUGAUGUAUAGUGUAAUGCUCAACAUCCAACGGCUCGUUACGGAGGACACUACCGUGCGUGCUACAUGGCAAGAUGUUCCUGUGCCAGAGAUUAGUCUUGGGGAAGUAGAAAUACAGGAAGAAAAGGCCAGGGUACAAGAGAUAGCGACGCACCAAGGUUUCUUAUCAUACUCCGCAAAUGAAAACAGAAGAGAAGAAAUUUGA